Epinephelus lanceolatus (giant grouper) is the source of this 2549-nucleotide messenger RNA. Its product is annotated as cytochrome P450 4B1-like. The record is from RefSeq and is a predicted model, not a curated record. Lineage: Eukaryota; Metazoa; Chordata; Actinopteri; Perciformes; Serranidae. Gene Ontology annotation, molecular function: oxidoreductase activity, acting on paired donors, with incorporation or reduction of molecular oxygen; iron ion binding; heme binding.
GAGGUGCAGUUCAUCUUCAACAAGCCUGAAGUCACUUUCAGUUGCGUUCAGAGUUUUUCCUCCAGCGACGCACAGACUCACCCGAGAUGGAGUCAGCUGAAGCUUUCGUGAAAUCUCAGUUUGGCUGGCCUCAAAUGCAUCACUUGUUUGCGCUAAUCUGUCUCGUUGCUGUCGUCUAUAAAGUAACCAUCCUGUACCUUCAAAGAAGACAUGCGCUUCUAGGCACUGAAGAUUUUCCAGGACCACCGGCGCACUGGCUUUUUGGACAUGGUAGAGAUUUUAAACAAGAUGGAAAAGCUCUGGACAGGAUUGUGGGAUGGGGAAGGCAGUACUCUUACGCUUUCCCAGUGUGGUUUGGUCCCUUUGUUUGUUUCCUCAACAUUCAACAUCCAGAUUAUGUGAAGACAGUAUAUGCAACAUCAGAGCCAAAAGGUGAUUUGGGGUAUAGGUUUAUUCAGUCUUGGAUUGGUGAAGGUUUAUUGGUGUCAAAUGGUCAAAAGUGGUUUCGGAACAGAAGGCUCUUGACCCCAGGUUUCCAUUAUGAUGUUUUGAAACCAUACACUAACCUGAUGGCAGACUCUGUUAAAACAAUGUUGGACAAAUGGGAAAGUUAUGCAAACACCAGCAAGUCCUUUGAAUUGUUCGAACAUGUGAGCCUUAUGACACUGGACACCAUCUUAAAGUGUGCUUUCAGCUACAGCAGCAACUGUCAGAAUGAAAGUGGAAGUAAUGCAUACAUCAAGGCAGUUUAUGAGCUCAGUGAUCUGAUUAACCUGCGGUCCAGGAUAUUUCCAUACCACAAUGACCUGAUUUUCUACCUCAGCCCACAUGGUUUCAGAUACAGAAAAGCAUGUAGAGUGGCUCAUGAUCAUACAGAGGCGGUCAUAAGAAAGAGGAAAGAAGAACUAAAGGAGGAGAAGGAGCUGGAACGCAUACAGGCCAUAAGAAACUUUGACUUUCUGGACAUCCUUCUCUUUGCAAGAGAUGAGAACCAGCAGGGUUUAUCAGAUGAUGACAUACGAGCAGAAGUGGACACCUUCAUGUUUGAGGGCCAUGACACCACAGCCAGUGGCCUGUCUUUCAUCCUCUACUGUCUGGCCUGCCACCCAGAACACCAGAAGAUGUGCAGGGAGGAGAUCAUUCAAGCCUUGGAUGGCAAGGACACCAUGGAGUGGGAGGAUCUCAGUAAAAUUCCAUACACUACAAUGUGCAUCAAAGAGUGCCUCCGCCUUUACCCUCCUGUACCAGGAACAGCCAGAAAGACAACAAAGCCCAUGACCUUUCCUGAUGGAAGGACUUUACCGAAAGUUACUCACAUUGGAAUAAGUAUCUAUGGGACUCACAGAAAUCCAUCUGUCUGGGAAAACCCUGAUGUCUUUGACCCACUGCGUUUCCUACCAGAGAAUGUUUCCAAGAGGUCGCCUCAUGCAUUCGUGCCUUUCUCUGCCGGGCCAAGAAAUUGCAUCGGGCAGAACUUUGCCAUGAAUGAGCUGAAAGUGGCGACAGCCCUGACACUGAGGAGGUACCAGCUGAUCGAGGACCCCACUCAGAAACCCAAGAUAAUACCAAAUCUUGUGCUUCGCUCACUCAAUGGCAUCCACAUCAAAAUCAAACCUGCUGACCCACAAGAAUAAAGGGAAAUUACAUUACACUCAUGCUAUAAAACCACAAACAUAUCAUAGUAAUGAGAUUAACUGUGCCGUAUUUUAAUUAGUGGCUGAAUAUGUUUUGGGGAGAAAUUACUUGGCUGAAAAAGAAGUUGCACUUGUAUUUUAGAAUCGCUUUUGCACAUUGGAACAGUUUCAUAAUGAGACAUUUUGUAGUUGCAAUAAAUAGACAAUGGUAUGACGAUAGGACAGCAGUAAUUCACUCCAUAGGGACUUGGGUUAGGAACUGGAAACUUCUACAUAUUCACCAAGGCAUGAUAUACAAAAUAAAAUACCUGAUGUAGCAGAGACUGCACCUUAUAGAGAGGGAUACAUAUUUUGGCACACUGCAUGUUCAUCCUGGUGGGACAAGUAGACAGCCUCAUUCGCGUCAUGUUAUAAGAGCCAUAUGAGUGCAAUGCAAUAUUACUAUUGUCUAUUUUGCAUAUAUGUAUAUACUUAAGAUCAUGCCUAGCACCUUUGCCAGUUCAUCCUGUGGCCCACCUUGGCUGUUGUUAGACAUUGUGAUCAAAAUAAUCACAAUGCAAUAAAAUUUUCUCAUCAAAAUGAGGUUGUUUUCAAGUAUUCUUAUCUGAAGGUUACAUUUGCGCAUAAAAAUCACUAACAUUUUCCUCCAGGGGAGAAUGCUCCCGGACUACCUGCCUAAUUUUGGUCUCAUAUCUUGUCAUCUCUUCCAGUACUCUGGAGUUUGCAGGUCUGUGUUACUGCAUCAUCCACUUGAUUAGCCUAUAUGUAAUGGUUUUUAGUUUUACUGGUGGUUUACGGCUAAGGGCAGUACCAGGUCAGGUCAAAUCAAUAAAAGGUUUAACUGAGCAUUUUACAGGGCCAAUGACAUUUAGUCUGCCUUUUUUAGUGCUAAAUAAAAAGGUAGUGUGAACUUUA